AACGAGCUUUUCCAAACUAAUGACGGUGUGUUUCAUUUCCUACAGAGAUAUGGGCCGGACGACGAGACGGAGGCAGAGAAUAGAUAGAUAGAUAGAUAGAUAGAUAGAUAGAUAGAUAGAUAGAUAGAUAGAUAGAUAGAUAGAUAGAUAGAUAGAUAGAUAGAUAGAUAGAUAGAUAGAUAGAAACCUAUUGACAACAUGACGCAAGAGGACCCUGAAUCAAUCCACGUCUGCCACAAAUAGCCUCCGGAGGUUGAUCAUGGGCCUGAGCCGAGCCUCCAGGGUCACCCCAGACGUCGGCCUGGUGGUGGCAGCGUUGGUGAGCGACCACCCCAACACCUCCUCCUCCUCCUCCUCGUCUCGUCCAUCGUCGUCGUCCUGCAGCAUCGACGAAUCCUACAAGUACGUCUUCCUGCCCGUCUGCUACUCGCUGACCUUCCUCUUCAGCCUCAGCCUCAACUCGGUGGUGCUGCUUCGCUCCUGCCGCCAUCAUGGCGUCGGGGGCCGGCGCUGGAACACCUCCCUGAUCUACAUGGUGAACCUGGCCACCACAGACCUGAUGUACGGCCUGUCGCUGCCCUUCCUGGUGGCGAGCUAUGUGCAGAGGGACCAUUGGGUGUUCGGAGACUUCAUGUGUCGCCUCGUUCGCUUCCUCUUCUACUUCAACCUCUACUGCUCCAUCUUCUUCCUCACCUGCAUCUCUGUGCACAGGUACCUGGGGAUCUGCCAUCCCAUGAGGACCAUCACUCUGGAGAGCAAGCGGGUGGUGAAGGGCACCUGUGCCCUGGUCUGGGUGGUGGUCUUCAUCCUCACCUGCCCCAUCUUCAGGUUUGCCCAGACUGGAUUCGUCAGGCGAGGGGGCGGGGCCAUCGGGCCUGGAGGAGGGGCGAGGGAUGACGGGAACAGGACGGGGGAAGAGGAUGGGGAGGGGUACAUGAACUGCUGGGACGACGCCAUCGAUAAGGAGUUCGCCGACUACGUCCCGUACGGCAUCGUCCUCCACCUGCUGGGCUUCUUCGUGCCCUUCGUCAUCAUCGCCUGGUGUUACUCCCAUGUGGUGAGGACCAUAUUUCAGACCCUGCGCUCGCCGCCUAGCUCAGUAGAGGGCGGGGAGGACGGCCCGGUGGGGGACGGGCCGAUGGACGGAGUCCGAGAGCGGGAGAGGAACUCGGUGUCUAUCUCCGGCUCGCAGUACUCGCACUACAUCAGGCGGCGGCGGAAAUCCAUCAAAACCAUCGUUACCAUCACGCUGCUGUUCGCGCUCUGCUUCCUGCCCUUCCACGUGACACGGACGCUGUUCCUGCUCCUGCGACGGGGGCAAAUGGGCGGCUGCAACGCCAUGAAGGCCGUCUCCAUCUGCUACAAGGUCACCAGGCCGCUGGCCUCCUGCAACGCCUGGCUCAACGCCCUCCUCUACUUCCUGACGGGGGACAAAGGCGCCCCCUGCUGCUGGACGGUAGGACGCAGCGUCCGGCGUGAGCGACGCAGCGGCUCCCUCUGGUGGCCGCUGAAGAUCCUGAGAAAAGAGGGCGUGGGCGAGGAUGAUCAGGAGGCGGCCGAGAGGGUAGAAAGGGAGGUGCACAUGGAAAACGAGUCCAAGUCUUCCAGGGUCAUCUUCUAGGACGCAGCAGGGACCGGAAGUUUUUUUCAGUUUAUUUCUAAACAAUCAGCAAAAGUCAAGAGAGUGCACUGAGACAAACAGCUGCUAGAGGCAUGGGUGGAAACUGUCGGCUUCAUGCCUCCACACAGACACGGUAUCAUUAAAAACCAUUUAACAUCUUAUCAUCCAUUUAACAGGACAUAACCAAACCAAAGAAAACUGAAAGCUGUUCAUGAACAUCUUUUGAAAGACAAAAGUCAGAAUCUCUCUAAGUGGUUUAGUUCUGGAGGAAUCAAAGUUGGAAAACAGUUAAAAAAUAACAAGAAGUUUCACCUGAAAAAAUGUGUUGGUUGAAUCCUAGAAUGACUUUUAUCAAUGAAACCAGAAGAAAAUGACAUAAUGCAUCAAACACAACUGUCCCACAAACCACCCAGAGGAAUUUCUAUUGUCAAUAAAUGUCCAAACUACAAGAAGAGGCUGACAAAGGUGUUGGACCUGUUGUUUGAGUGUCAGGUGAACGAAGCUAAAACCCUUGGAGUUGUUUUGGUUUAUUUACUUGAGGCAGACAAGAAGAUUAAACCUCUGUGUGCAAAAUGACGUCAAGAUGAUCGACAAACAAACCGACGUGUGUUAAUCCGAACAUGAAGCAGACGCUUUAAGCUCCUGCUCUUUGUGAGGGGAUCAGGUCUGGUGGCCCUAAACACAUCCUUCUGGGUUUGAUUCAUGUAACAAUGUUUCCUCUUUACUGUUGUUUCCGUUUUAUUCCAUCUACAACAAACAUUUCCGCACCAAUGGAAACAAUUAAUUAUGAAUGUUAUUGAACCAUUUUUCUAUAAAAUGAUUUUAAAUUGGCGUCAGGUCGGUCUGAGCCAGUUAUAGAUAAAUGAAUAAAUAUCCCUUUAAAUUUCUCCUUUACUAGACCCAAGGAGAGCACUAAUGAUUAUUCAGAGAGAAUCCUCUCGUGUCUUAAUAUAAUUAUUGUCUCGUGAGAAACCUAUAGGAGGAUUAAACCCAUUAAAGACUUGUUUCAGUCGAUGUUCGUGAACCUGUGACGUGUUUUUGUUGGUGAAGCUGAAUCGUCCUG
Mugil cephalus (flathead mullet) is the source of this 2684-nucleotide messenger RNA. RefSeq names its product P2Y purinoceptor 3. Gene Ontology annotation, biological process: G protein-coupled receptor signaling pathway. The record is from RefSeq and is a predicted model, not a curated record. NCBI's taxonomy places the organism in Eukaryota, Metazoa, Chordata, Actinopteri, Mugiliformes, Mugilidae. Gene Ontology annotation, cellular component: membrane. Gene Ontology annotation, molecular function: G protein-coupled receptor activity; oxysterol binding. The transcript has 2 exons. The coding region runs from base 260 to 1621 and encodes 453 amino acids.